Molecule: messenger RNA, 3418 nt
Organism: Terrapene triunguis (Three-toed box turtle)
Lineage: Eukaryota; Metazoa; Chordata; Testudines; Emydidae
Gene: PPP1R18
Product: protein phosphatase 1 regulatory subunit 18
Exons: 3
Coding region: 340-2697 (785 amino acids)
Molecular function (GO): phosphatase binding
Source: RefSeq, a predicted model, not a curated record
UUCUUUCUCUCUCCUUCCUUCCCGUUAGUCCUCCUUCCCUGACUCUCUAUCCCUCCCUUCCUCCAGCCUUACCUUUCUCCUCGUAAACCAUUCCUCCAUUUCUGCCCCUUUCUCUCUCUCCUCCUCCUCCUCUUAAACUCUCCUUCCUUCCCUGGCACUCUCUCUAUCCCUCUCUUUCGUCCUCUUAAACUAUCCCUCCAUUCCCCCUCUUCUUCCAUCUCUGACACUUUCUCUAUCCCUCCCUUUCAUCCUCUCAAACUAUCCUCCAUCCCUUCUUCCCUGCUCCCCCUUGCCCCCGUCCCCACUUCCCUCCCUGCCCCCCACAGCCCCGGGGUGAGGAUGGCGUCGGCUCCGGCGCCGGCCCUGCCGGAGUGGAAGCUGCAGCUGCUGGAGAGGAAGCGGAAGGAAGAGGAAGAGGCACGGCGCAGAGAGCGGGAGCAGCAGGACCGCAUGGCCAAGAUGCCAGCCUGGAAGCGGGAGAUCAUCGAACGCCGCCGCGCCAAGCAGGGCUCCGGCACCUCCUUCUCGGACCCGGAGGGCAGUGGCGGCGGAGCAGGGCCCCCCUUGGCUGUGGCGGGGCCGCCCGGCCCCGAGAUGGGCCAGAAGGAGAGCACCGUGCUGCAGGAGAAGAUUGGCCCGGUGCACCAGAACCCCUUCAUCCAGCUGGAGAAGAGGCGCAAGGAGACGGCGGCGCCGGAGGCCGAGGCGGCCAGCGCCAAGGCCAAGCAGUUGAUGGAGCUGUACGGCCAGCGCCCUGGGGUGAGGACCCUACGGGCCGACAACGUCAUCAUCAUUGAGUCGGUGCCGGGAGCAGCGCCGCUGGGGGCCGAGCGGCAGGGGGAGGCCAAAUCCGGCAGCGUGGAAUCCCUGAACGAGCUGCUGGCCCGGCGCGGCGGGAGCGUGACCGAGAUCCGGGCCGGCGAAGUCUUCAUCGUCAAAUCGGCCCUCAGCCGCAGCGUGGAAGACCUCAACUCCUUUGGCCAAAGCCGCGGCGAGGCCGAUUGCCGGCCGGGGCUCCCGGAGCAACGCCGCGGGCGUGUCAGCAAGCUGCUAAGCCGCUUCGGCCAGGAGGACCCACCCCCGCGACCGCUCAGGUCCCUCAGCACCGAGAACCUCGCCGAUGGUUCCUACGAACGCCCCCUGGCAGCAAGGAAACCGCCCGGCUCGGCCCAGCACCGUAGUGGCACACCCAGCCCUCCCCGCGACCUGCCGGGCCUGACCCCCUCGCGGCAUCCCUUCACCGUGGCUUCCUACCGCAGCCAGUUCGAAGCCAGGUCCGAGGCCUGGCCAGAGAGCCCACCGCGGCGCUCGCCCACCGGCAAAGCAUGGGGCAGGGAGGCCGCCUCGCCAGAGAGGGGAGCCAGGCAUGAUGGUGGCAGCCCUGGCACAAUGGUGCCGGGCCCUCGGAGCAGGGAGGCCAAUUCACCGGACAGGGGAGCCUGGCACUGUGGAAGCACAUUGGCCGUGGUGCCAGGGCCUCAAGGCACAGAGGCCACCUCGCCAGAGACGGGAACUAGGGGUGAUGGCAGUGCCAUGGCGCCAGGACAGCGAGGCAGGGAAGCCGCCUCACCGGAGAGGGGAGCCAGGCCUGGUGGCGGUGCAUUGGCGGUGGGGCCGGGCCUACAAGCCAGAGAAGCCGCCUCACCGGAGAGGGGAGCCAGGCCUGGUGGCGGGGCAUUGGCGGUGGGGCCGGGCCUACAAGCCAGAGAAGCUGCCUCACCGGAGAGGGGAGCCAGGCUUGGUGGCGGUGCAUUGGCGUUGGGGCCGGGCCUACAAGCCAGAGAAGCCGCCUCACCGGAGAGGCGUGACGGUGGUGGCGGUGGCUCAGGUGCGGUGAUACUGGGCCCGCCGGGCAGAGACGUCACCUCUCUGGACAGGAGUGGCAGGGGGGACAAUGGAGACGCCUCAGCCUCAGGCCUGCCCGUCGACACCAUAUUGGAUGCCGAGGCCCAGGCCAAAGCCGUGGCCAGCCUGCGCCUCCAUUCGCGCAACUCCUUCGUGGUGGUGCCGCGCCGGGCGGCCGCCUCCCCUCCCCCAGACCCCGGCGAGGCUCGGCAGGAAACCAGCACUUCUCCUCCAAAGGCUGCCGCUGCUCCGGCCUCCACUUCCUCCUCCUCCUCCCCCAGCCGUGAGCAGCUUCCCCUCCCGGCCAGCGCCGAGGAGCCGGCCGAGGGGGAGGCCAUGAGGCGCGGGGGCCGGGGGCCCCGGGAGCUGGGGGGCCCCUCCACCCUGCCCCACCCAGCCGUGCAGCGCCGAAGCGGCAACACCAUCACCAUCAAUCCCCGCAAGGUGCCGGUGCCAGCCGUGGAGAACGGCGUCGAGGGCGAGGGGGGCUCCGCGGCGCCCGAGAAGGCGGCCAGCGCCCCACUGAAGAAGCGCUACCCCACGGCGGAGGAGAUCCAGGUGAUCGGGGGCUACCUGUCCCUGUCGAAAUCCUGCCUGGCCAAGAACGACCCCCACCGCAAAAAGUUGAAGAUCUCGUUCAGCGAGAGCCAGCUGGAGCGCACCUUCCAGUACCCAUCCGAGGGGUCCCUGCUGGAGGAGUUUGGGCCCCCCGAGGAGUCGGACGCGCCGGCCUGUGCCAACCCCCACGGGGAGGACGACGAGGAAGAGGAGGAGCUGCUGCUUCUCCAUCGCGGCCUGCCGGGUGUGCUCAGGACCAAAUCCCUCAUCGUGGAUGAAUCCUGCAGGCGGUAACCCCGCAGAACCCCCCCUCAUGGUGGGGGGACCGGGCGGGUACAGAAGGUGCCCUGCCACGACUGGGUCCCGACUGGCCCCUUCUCUUUCGUCUUCCAGUAAAAUCCCAGCAAGAACAAGGACUGGAGGGAGGUUGGCUCCAGUCCCCCUGGCUGUGGCUAGGCCAGAGCAGCCACCCUCCCGUUUGACUGCUCCCCUAAGGUCCAGCAGGGGGGAUGAGACCAACAGAAAAACAGCAUCGAGAGAGCCUUCAGGAACAAACCCACUGCAGCCAGCAGGGGGCACUCUGCACCACCCAGACUGUGCUGGGAGAGCCCAUUUCCACUGGGGGCGCUCUGCAUCACGUGGACUGUGCUGGGAGAGCCCAUUCUCACUGCAGCCAGCGGGGGGGGGGAGGCGGCUCUCUGAACCAUGUGGACUGUGCUGGGAAAGCCCAUUCUCACUGCAGCCAGCGAGGGGCGCUCUAAACCCCAUGGACUUUAUUGCCACCGAGAGGUCACCUGGCCUACCUUCAGCCAAAGGUUAAAGAUCACAUCCCCUCCUGAAGAUGGGUAUGGGUGGGGGGUGGCAAAGAAAACCAACCCCCCACCAUACACACAUGCAUUUUUUGUAACUCUUGAAUCCUUUUUCUAGGGGACAUCAUCCAGAAGGGAGAACUUUUGUUUCCCAAUUUUUACUUCCUAAUAAUGCUGCCGGGGUGGUCAGAGUUAAGGGGAUUGUA